GCGUCGGGCAGCGGCCGAACAGCGCCUUCCACGAUAUGCAGAACGUGAAGGAAGAGCGAUGGCGACCCUUACCCACUGCAUCGCCAUCAUCUCGGCUGCGAGCAGCACGCACGAUGCCUCCAUGGCUACAAGCACGAACUACGGCUGCGCCCCCGCCUCCCCCUCCCCCUGUUGUACCUCCGCCACCAGACCCUGACUAUGAAGUCAUUGAGUUCUCCGCACAGCAAGCGUACUCCAACACACCCCCGCCUCGACCAACUCCGCCAGGUAAACCAAGAGCAGAUAACCAGAGAUGUGACCUUUGUGGAUCAUCGGCUCCGGCCGUCCGUUGUGAGAAAUGCUCUCAACAGAACUUCUGCCAUUCCUGCGACGAGAUGUAUCACCGCCACCCCAAGAGACAGACACACGUUCGCAAGCCCCUGGACAGUGGACGCCACUCAACUCUACGCCCCCCACUGCCCCCUAAAGGAGAGAACAGCUCCGCCCCAGUCCCUCCCCCCCGUCGCCACAAACGCUCCGGUCGCACCACUCCAGUUCCCAUGGAACAGACGCAGCCUACCAGGCCGGGGGUGAGUGCAGGCGUUGUUGGAAGCCUGAAGCGGAUGAUGGGAGGUCGACCGUUACCAGCGCCUCCAUUGACGAGAGAUCCGCGGUUGUCUGCUUCAACUUCGCCACUCACUUUCGCAGAACUCUCUGACCACCAGCCUCCUAGUAGAGACAGUGGCUACCUAGACUGGGAGAUGGACAGCAGACACAGAUCUGGUAGUCUAACGGCCCUCAACGCUCCCGGCUUCACACCACUCAUGCAUGCGCAGUCCAUGGCCACGCUCAACUGUCCUAGUUGUCACCAUCAUGGGCUGGUCUGGGAUUGGAACAUGGGUAACGCAGGUCCACCCUGGGGAGGAGGGAUACACACUAACACCUGGCAUGGGUCUGCCAUGCUGCCUCCUUACAGGCCCGUGGAUGAGAUGGCACGACGGGGCAGUCUUAGGGCUCCUCCCCGUCGAAGCCGACGCGACCUCACCACUGACGACGAGGACGAUCGUCGCAGGAACGCAUCACCAGUCCGGUCCAGACGAGGAGUUAGUGACGACUCGGACGACGAAGUGAUGUCUCACCGCAGCAGCAGAAGACACAGAAGACGAACAUCCCCUGUGUCAAGAAAUGUUUCACCAGCCUUGUCGAGAAGAAGCUCGAGGAAAAAGAGUUCGGUGGGUGUUGAAGAACUGAUUGCUAGAAGAGUGAAGCAAAACGAAGAAGAAGCUAGGAGACGAUACGAUGAUGAAACAACGUCCAACAGAGGUGGAAGGAGGUUUGAUGACGAGUUGAGUAACAGAGGAAGAAUGUACGAUGACGAUACAAUAUCUAACAGAGGAGGAAGAAGGUACGAUGAUGACAGAAUGUCGGUGAAAAGUGGGAAAAUGAUCGAUGAGAUGUCUAACCGUGGUAGAAAGAAUGAUUUUGAUGAUUCAAUGUCCAACAGAAGCCAGAGACUGGACGAUGACGUGAUUUCAAACAGAAGUCGACGAUACGACGAUGAGGUGUCUAACCGAGGAGGUAGACGAAGGCGACGAAAUUCUCAGUCAUCAGGUUUGCCAAGAAGAUAUCCGAGGAAUACAAGCAGUGAAGACUCUGGGGACGAGAUGUCUGACGGGAUGAAAAAUAACUCAUCUGUAGCAAAGAAGAAAGAAAUGGGCACUGACACCAUUGAAGUGAAAGAAGACGAUGUCAAUAUACCUAGUGAUGUAGACAAACCCCUCGGUCCGAUCCCGGACCAAGAGUGGGAAUGUGAUCAUUGCACUUUUGUAAACCCUGCGGGAACCAGAGUGUGCACUGUUUGCUGCAAAACCACCAACAAUCCUAAGGUAAAACCUAUUAAACCUCCGCUCAAACAACAAGCGAUUAGUCAGAGACCUCCAGAACAAAAGGUGAACCGUCCUUUACGUCAAGAUUCGAGCACAUCGCCUUUAAAGGAAAACACUACUCAGUUACCAGUUAGUACGCGGAAAGAAAUGGUCAAAGGAACGAGAUCACCUCCCCCACCGAGACAGCAGGCAAGCUCCGAGGGCGACAAGACUGAUGCUGAUCUGGCAGAGAGAACCAAGAGGCAGUUGAAUGUGUCUAUGGAACCUGCUGAUAAGAAGAAAGAAAAUGAUGGGGCGGAAAACUCAACAACACUGAAGACUAAAAUUUCAACUGGAACUUCACCUCCGCCUCAAAGUAUUUCAACUCAAACUUACGACGUUUUACAAAAGCCGAGACUCAAGCGUGCAACAUCUUUAGCAGACCAUGAGUUGUGGAAUCCUCAUCGUAACUUCAGCAGUCGUCAGUCUGUAACCAGCGACAGUCAGAGUCUACCCGUGACGCCCCCGCGAGCUCACAGUCCCGAGUUUGAACUCGCUCCGAGAGAGUGGGAGCUUCGCCACGUCGAGCCGCCUCUGAGAAGCUCGUCACAGCUGAGCCGACGACCUUCUGAACCUGCUUAUAAUGUUUCUAGGUACAGUCGCCGCUCUGGUUCACAGCCGUCCGAAUAUCUCAGCACCUUGGUGCAAAAACAGGUCAAGCAAGGGAUGGAAAUGGUCAAGUUAUUAAGGGAAGCGGAAGAGCAGCAGUUCAGUGCCGAUGAUUUGACAGUAGCUUUAGCUCAGUGUGGUGAUGGUGAUCCCGUGGCCUGGCUACGUGAUAACUGGAGAAACAUGAUUGACACUGUGGUCACUCUUGCAACCAACUACGGCCACGAGCGAAAGGAAAACACCAUCGGAACCAUCUCAGUAUCUGAGGCUAGAGAGGCUCUGAGGAUGCACGGAGGCAAUGUCUGGGCUGCCGUCACCGAGUGUGUGGAACAAAGGCAAAAGAAGUAUGCUGACCUUAUGUCCAGAGGCAACUUUACAAGAGAAGACAUUGUGACUGUUCUGACGGCAAAUCAUGGUAACUUAGAAGCAGCUUACUUGGAACUUAACAAGUCCCAGUUGAAACCGUUCCUGAUGCGUAUCUGGGGGCCCCCACAGGGACAGGAAAAUGAGAGCGGCAACCUGCUACGGGGAAAUCAAGAUGGGGCAGUGUUAGUGGAGGGACUGGGGCAGGGAGAGGGAAGUGGAAUUUCCGAGGAGGUGAGUGACCCAAACUUUCAACGUAUCAAGUCUUGGCUGGACACUUAUGUGCAUCGGUCGAUUGAAGCUCACGAAGCUAAGUCCAAAAAUAGCCAAAUCCAAAUGGAUAGAUUCCCUGUAGAUGUUCCAGAGCCCAGGCUAGCGCAGAGUACUCUGGUUGAUGAUACACUUUCAUCUCCCCCAAAAAUACCUCCACGACAUAAGGCUGUGAAGCAAGAAAAUUCUGAAGGAGAUUACGAAAACAUUUUCAGAGGUGAGGUUGGUAAUAGUCUUAGUUCCCAAACAAAAAUUGACCAAGAUUUAAGCAGUAUAAAUGAUAAAAAUGAAAUUAGGCAAGUUGGGACUGAUGAAAUGGAUGUAAAUAUGCCAUUGUCAAGUGGGAAGGACAGAGUGGUUAAUGUAGAGGAAACGCCUGAAAGCAAAGAUGUAAGUAAAUUAAACAUUCCUAAAAAUCAAGAACCUGAAGAGAAAGUCAACCCUAGGUUAUCACCGGAUACAAAGUUAUCAGAUGAAAGACAAAUUAUUGUGGAAAAACUAAUAAUCAAUGGCAAAGUUCAGGAAGUAAGGAAAUAUUUAUUUAAUAAAGAUGAAGCAGAAAGUUAUUUAGAACAAAACAACCUCAUUACCUCUGAACAAUUGAGUUCUAAAAUGAUUUCUUCAGAAGACGGACUUAAAUCAGUAAAAGCUGAUCCUUCAGAACAUGCAUCAAACAAUAAGCUAGAAAAUGUAAAAACAUCAAAAGUUCAAGACAUUCCAGAUCAAAAAGGUGGACUCCAAUCAAAUAAUAAUCAUCCCCAACAUCAUUCAGUGCAGGAGCAGAUUUCAAAUAGUACAUCCUAUGAAAGCCUGUGUUAUUCAGAAGAUGUCAUAGAAGGUGAUAAUGAAUAUAAAACCAACAUUCCAAACGCUGAAGUCGUAACAUCAGCAAAACUUGUCGUUAAGAUGGAUGCAGCAACAGAAAAUUUGGUUGUCUCAAAACUGAAAUCAGGAAAGCUCUCAGAUAAAGCCAGCUCAUCCUCUUCAGUCUCAAUUCCUGAAAAUGAGCCUUUACCAUCAGAAAGAAAGCCACCAAUAAAGGAAUUGGCAAUGAAUAUUGAAGCAGAUUCGCCCAAUACCAGGCGUGUUGUGAUUCAAAAUCAAUUUAAUAAGCCUAUUAACAUCUCAAACAACAAGGUAAUUGAUGAAAGCGAACCUUUAGACUACAUAGGCUUAGCAAAUAAUGAAAAGAACAAAUCUGAAGGUUUAAUCAACAUAGUAGAAAACAGGAGCAGAGUAAUCUCACCUUCCGCACAACAUGUAAAAUCAGACUCAAGAUCAAGUACGAAGAAAGUUUUAGAAUUCGAAAGAGAAGGAAGCAUCUCACCAAGUGCCUCAGAAAUUAUAGCUGGUUCUACCAACAACAGCAGAAAUGUUAGUCCUGAUCCUUAUGAUUCAGAAGAUGUUGAAGAGUAUUAUGAAGAAGAAGAAAUUGAAGACGAGGAAGAAGUCUCUGAAGAGGAAGAAUUAUUAGAGGAAGAAGACGAGAAAGGAAUGUCAGAAGGAAAAGUUGCAGAAGAAAACCUUCUUGCCAACCAAAAGUAUUCUGUCAACUUGGAACAAAUUAAUUUAUCUGUAUCACCUGAACCGUCUAUGAAAAUAAUUCCUACUGCGAAAAUUGGCAUGCAACCUAUCAAAAAUGAAGGUGGAAUUAGUAGUGAAAUGCUGGUGAAGGUUGAUACUGUCAAUAUUGUCAACUCUAAUGAAAGAUUGCCUACUUUAUCUGACAAAAAGGAUGAUGCAAAUAUAAAACAAGAUACACAGGAUGAAAUUGUCCCAAAAACUGAAAAGGUUUUGGAGGAGACAGAUUCAUUAGACACCACAAAACAAACAAAUGUAGAAACAGGAAAUUCUGUCUUGUUAAUCAUGGUAAACCAAAUGCAUGACAAUUUCUCUGAGGUAAAGGAAAGAAUUACUGUCACUGAGUCAAAAAUCACCGAUGAAGAAGAAAAACACCAUACAAAACCAAACAGUCCUGAAGAAAAGGAAGCAGUUGUACAUAUCUUAAGUAAAUCAGAGGAAAAAAUUAAGAAGCCAUUAAAGCGAAAGAAACCUGAUAAGAAACCAAUGUCUAUGGCAGCAAAUGACAUAGAAAAAGUUACUUUUUUAGAAAAUGUUAUUUCUUUGGAGGAUGAUAAAGUAAACAACAAAGAUAACAUAUCCAUAGAGAAUAAAUCCUUGGCAGAGGGUAUACUGCCAGAAGUAUCUGAAAUCAUAAGUACGACCAAUAACAAAAAUAAGAUUGAACCAUCUAACAACAGCAAAUCUAAUGAAGACAAAUCAGAUCAAAUUAAAGAUAAAGGUGGACAAAUUAAAUCUCACAACAAACCAGCCAGUAAAUCGGAUAGUAGUGAAAAAGUUAAAAGUGAACAGUCAAAAAUUUCUAGUGAUAGGCCUAAGAAUAUUCAUAAAAUUGCAGUAUCUGAAGAACUAGCAGAAGAUAAAACUAUUAAUAAGACAGCUGAAAAUAUAGUUCCUGAAACAGAAGACAUAAAAGAAACAAUUUCAGAGAUUGAUGGCAGCAUAACAGCUGUGUCAAGUAAUUUAAAACUUCCGCAGGAAUGUGAUGAAGUAAAUUCGUUAAGUGACUCUGAGAAAAGUAAUUCAGAUAAGACAUCUUCAACAACUACGUCCCUAACUAAAAGUUUGGAUAUGGAUCAACUUGGAGAAACAAAAGAAAUUAAUUCAAAUUUGAUAGCAACUGAAACGUCAUUUGAAAUUGAUGGUAAAAAUGAUUCGAGUAAAAGUGAUAAAGAAUCAAACAAUAUUUCUCAAUCAAACUCAAACACUCCAUCAAGUGCAGCUAUAAGUGCACUCGUAAGAGAUAAUACGAGCUCACCGCUGACCACUAAUAGUGAUAAAAUAAAUAUUCCAACACCUUCAUCAAGUUCACCUCUAAGUGUAUCUGGAAGAGAUACUGCUAGCUCACAGUUGACCACUAAUAGUGAUCAAACAAACAUUUCAACACCUCCAUCAAGUGCAGCUCUAAGUGCAUCUGGAAGAGAUACUGCUAGCUCACAGCUGACCACUAAUAGUGAUCAAACAAAUAUUUCAACACCUUCAUCUGGUGUAGCUCUCAACGUAAUCGACAGAGAUGUUGUAAGUUCACAAUUAAGUGCAACCACUAACAGUGAUCAAACUAAUAUUUCCACACCGCUGUCAAUACCUGAAUACAUUUUAAACGAGGCUCUCAGUUCUGUUUCAAGUGAAAGCGAUAAACAAUCCAGUUUAGGUAAAAACUCAUCAACCAGAGACUCAAGCGACAAGUCACAGACAAGCGACAGAAGCUUGUCUAUGAUUGAAAGCAGGGCUGAAAUAUUAGAACUUUUAAAAGAAUCUUUAUCAAGUGACCUAGUAUUGGAUAGGAUAGUAAGUACAUUAUUCGCGAGUGUUCUCAAUCACGAUUCGGUGGACAUUAGCAAAUCUGAUGGGGAUGAAAUUGCUCUGACUGAGAGUGAUUUGAAACGGUUACAAACAUUUAGCUCUUCAGAUUCAGAGGUAAAAACUGAAAGUGAUUUCUUUGAAGCACAAGAAGAAGUAGAAGAUGAAGAUGCUGCAGAGAGAAUUUCUGCUGAAAGUGAACCUGAAGAUAAUAUUUUAGGAAAUGAAAUCAUUAAGGCAGAAAGUUUGUUAAAGACGGUUGAAAAAGAUGAAGUCGUAACUCCUGAACAACAAAGUUUCAUUGAGUAUGAGCGCCAAGUGAGAAGGUACCUAGCCGAGGGUGUAGUGUCUACAUAUGAUCAAGCUGAGCUGGUGGUGAAGCUCUUGGAGCUCAAUUUUGAUAGAGAAGCGUGUAUUUCUGCAGCCACUGAGUGCAGCUCUCUUCAAUCUGCGCUCACUUUUCUUCAACAGGACUGUCAACUUUGUGCAGGAAAAUAUACCAUGAACCAGAUGGUCUCGAUGCUGGAAUGUGAGCAUAGAUGCUGCAAAGACUGCGCUCUCCACUACUUCACUCUGCAGAUCACAGAGCGCAGCAUCAACGACUGCGUUUGUCCAUUCUGCAAACUACCAGAACUUCACUCAUGUGAUCCUGAUAAGGCCCUGGACUACUUCAGCAACCUUGAUAUUCUUCUCAAGGGACUUUUGGAAGAGACUGUCCAUGAACUUUUCCAGAGGAAACUUCGGGACCGGACUCUCAUGCAGGAUCCCCAUUUUAAGUGGUGUGUCAAGUGUUCUUCUGGAUUCAUUGCCAAUCCACGCCAAAAGAGGCUAGUGUGUCCAGAUUGUCGAUCAGUCACGUGUGCCAACUGUCGUCGUCCGUGGGAGAAACAGCAUGAAGGAAUCAGCUGUGAGGCUUACGCAGCUUGGUUACAAGAUAACAAUGAUUCCGAGACUCAGUUGUCUAAACAUCUGGCGGAUCACGGCGUCACAUGUCCCAAAUGUAACAACAGCUAUUCCCUAUCCAAAGGAGGCUGUAUGCAUCUGACCUGUCCUCAGUGUAAGCACGAGUUCUGUGUUGGUUGUGGCAAACCGUUCUCCAUGGGAGCCAACUGUACAGUGUCUGAGUACUGUGCCAAGCUAGGACUUCACGCACAUCACCCUCGCAACUGUCUGUUCUACCUACGAGACAAGGAGCCGCAGUUGCUAGAGAAACUGCUUGAGGACCACGGGAUAGAGUACAACCAGGAGCAGGGGGGUCCUGAGGGACCUUACGCCCGAUGUUCUGUUCAGCUGCAACGGGAAACUCCUGAGGGACUCUUGGACGCCAACUGUGGAUUGGCAGUGGAAAAAGCAGGACUUUGCAGGACCCACUUCAUUGAGUACCUGGUGAAGCUGAUCGGCAAACAUAAGUUGGACCCGGUAUCCAUCUUGGACUUAACGGAAGUCAUGCAAGAGUUACGCAGACGGGGGAAACCUCUGCCAAUCAGAGCGAGCGGACAGACCGACGCAGACUACACGACUCUCUGCGCUCAGGUUGUUCAAGAACAAAUUCCUUUGGAAUAAAUUAACUGCUUUGGAGUUACAAAUUAAGUACCGUAACAACGUCCUUCUCACCAAAAGUGUCCUUACUGGAACUUAUGACAUUAAAAAUGUAAGAAGGCAUAAUACAUAUUGCAUUCUCGAUCAAUGUUUCCUUCCGAAUUCCCAAUAGGGAAACCCAUAGGUAAAAUACCAUUUUUACCCAUAGGUAAAAAUACCAUCACAUUCAUGCUUAAAAAUGCUACAAAAUCAGGGAAAGUUGAUGUAAGCAUGAAAAAUGUUUUUAAAAUAUGAAUAAGUAAUAUUUGUACCUAAUUUUUUAUAAUGAAUGUGUUUCUGUUUCUGUAUUGACUGAUACCAUUGACUUUUGGUAGGGCAAGUAGUCUUCAUCAGACAAAGUAAGCCAGAAAAGUCACGAUUCUGCAUUUGUUUUUUUAACCCUACCAAGAGUGAAUUGUAGCUUGGAUAGAAAUGAAUUCAAGUCAGUAUUGAUUAUAACGGUUAGAGUUGUUUAAGUGAUUUCAAAUAUCUGAAAAAAUAAUUACAAUAUUUUGUUAUGUUUUAAUUUUUAAUAUCAAGAAAAGAUUGUAUUUCUAAAUUUAACCAGGCCUACUAUCUUCUUUUAUAUUCUAGUCAUUUUUUAUCAGUAUAGAAUUUAUUAGUUAAAUUUCAUGAAUUAGUAACUGUUAAGUUACAUGUUAUAAAUUUGUAAUAUCGUUAGGUUUGAUUGUUCAUUUAGUUAAUUAUUUAUUGUUUAUUUGUUAUAGAUAUUUUUUGUUACAUCAUUAAAGAACUUAAAUUAUUUUA
This is a messenger RNA of Macrosteles quadrilineatus (aster leafhopper), 8873 nucleotides long. RefSeq names its product E3 ubiquitin-protein ligase lubel-like. Lineage: Eukaryota; Metazoa; Arthropoda; Insecta; Hemiptera; Cicadellidae. Gene Ontology annotation, cellular component: LUBAC complex. Gene Ontology annotation, molecular function: zinc ion binding; K63-linked polyubiquitin modification-dependent protein binding; ubiquitin protein ligase activity. The transcript has 26 exons. The coding region runs from base 36 to 8090 and encodes 2684 amino acids. Gene Ontology annotation, biological process: protein linear polyubiquitination. The record is from RefSeq and is a predicted model, not a curated record.